Branchiostoma floridae (Florida lancelet) is the source of this 1559-nucleotide messenger RNA. Its product is annotated as calcineurin B homologous protein 1-like. NCBI's taxonomy places the organism in Eukaryota, Metazoa, Chordata, Leptocardii, Amphioxiformes, Branchiostomatidae. The transcript is spliced from 7 exons. Bases 105 to 683 code for a protein of 192 amino acids. The record is from RefSeq and is a predicted model, not a curated record. Gene Ontology annotation, molecular function: calcium ion binding.
GGCAGGUGGACAAAUCUUUGUCUGGAGAAAGUGGUAUCGUCCUUCCCGUCAUCCUUUUGGAGAAAGGGAUCACGUCAGGAGGGGAUCACUUCCGGCUUUCCAAGAUGGGUUCCCGGGCUUCUCUGCUUCUCAGACAGGAAGAAAUCGAGGAAAUACAGCGGGAAACUGGGUUCUCGCACAACCAGAUCACACGACUGUACAGUCGGUUUACUAGUCUUGACAAGAGUCAGAAUGGGGCCCUGAGUCGAGAGGACUUACUGAGAAUUCCUGAGCUGGCCAUCAAUCCCCUUGGAGAAAGGGUUGUACAGUUAUUCUUUUUAGAAGGGGAGGAUGAGCAGGUGAACUUUCGCCAGUACAUGCGAACGCUGGCACGGUUCCGACCCCUGGACCCGAGUCAGAAGAACGAUAAAGAGGGCGUCAAUAGCAGGGAGAAGAAACUGGAGUUUGCUUUCAGGAUGUAUGACUUGGACCAAGACAACAGGAUCUCCAGAGAUGAAGUUUUACAGGUUUUGCGGAUGAUGGUUGGGGUGAACAUCUCCGAGGAGCAGCUGGGCAGUAUCGCAGACAGAACCAUUCUAGAGGCAGACACUGAUGGAGACCAGCGCAUCUCAUUUGAGGAGUUUUGCAAGGCCAUGGAGAGAAGUGAAGUGGAACAGAAGAUGUCAGUGAGGUUUUUGGACUAGAGCAGGAUUUUUAGCAUGUUUUUAUAAUCUUGCUAUGUUUUGCCUAUUUCAAGAAAGAUCUAAUGGCAAAUGGUAGAUGUAUAGCUGGAAAAAGAUAACUAAUCUAAUGAAGUGAAAUGCAGUGUACUGCAGUACUGUGGAAUUCUAUUUUACAUUUCAAUUUUGGAAAAUUGUUAAGAUUUUUCACAUAACAGACUUUGAAAAUGAUUCUAUAUUGUAUGUCUUUUCAUUCCUGUUGGUCUGUUAUUAUUAUCAAAGCUGAUCAUUUGUUUUAUAGUUAUAUUUGAUAGUUGAAUUAUACACUGUAGUAAGUAUAUUGGUGCUUGAGGUACAUGUACUAUAAUUAGGACUGUAAAAAAUAUGUUUGUACAAAAUUGAAAGAAAUUGAGAUUUUUUAGAAUCGAAUAGUGUGUGUAGCGCAAACUCUGCUGUUCAGGGCUGUAACUGGCCCCUCUGCCAGCAGAUGUUGGGAGGGCUGCUAUGAUAGUAUGAGUGUGAUUUAAUCAGGCUAGGAAUCAAACAGAUGUUGCUCCUCUAUAUUUGAUUGGACUAAUGAUGAAUAAUCAGGGGCAAUAAUCAUUGAGGUCAUUACAAAUGCCCUGUAUAGGCAGCCUGUUUUGGGCUUGUUCUUUCUUCUUAGUCUUGGUUUAAGAAUAAUUCUAUUCAGUGUAAAAAUGAUGUGUGAAGACCAUGUCAAUGCUUUAUUGGUCACUCAUAUUUUGAUGUGUUACUACAGAUGUAUUAGAGGAAGUGGACCAUUGAUGACAGUAUCAUUCAAAUGUGUGAUGAUUAUUGGUCCUAAUUAUAUGUUGUUAACUUUGUGUAAAAAGCAUCACAGAUAUUCAGAAUGAUAAUAAAGAGAUAUUUAUUGCUUAA